UUUGUGAAGAGGACGAUGACGUGUUUCCGCUCUCACACCCGACAUUGCAACAACAAGGCGGACGAGCCGAGCUGGGUCGGGGAGAGACGACGGUACCGGAGGAGUGAAACAGAAAUCCAAGAACUGUCAACUCCCAAGAAUUGCCUUGACAUAUUAUUUUGGAAACAACCAACACAUCUACAGAUGAAGCAGAUGUUGUAGAGGGGGGGUGCCCCAUCCCCCAGUUACGGCAGGGACUGUUUUAGGUGUUUUGCUGAGUCCAGAAUGACGAAGAUUUGAGGUAGUUCUCUCCUCAGGUGAGUCCUGAGUUGUGAUACUAAGCUCUCCCGAGCUCAGGUUCUUCAGAGCCCACCCUGCUAGUAAUAUGAGCCAUGGACUCUGGGGCAGUUGAUAGUCCUGUAACCCUGGUCAUUAAGGCCCCCAACCAGAAGUAUGAAGACCAGACCAUUAACUGCUUCCUCAACUGGACUGUGGAGAGGCUGAAGAGUCACAUCUCCAACGUGUACCCCAGCAAGCCACUGUCCAAAGACCAGCGGCUGGUGUACUCAGGAAGGCUCCUUCAAGACCACCUGCAGCUCAGAGAUGUGCUUAGGAAGCAGGAUGAAUACCACAUGAUGCAUCUAGUGUGUACCUCACACAGUCCCCCAGGCUCGCCCAUGCCUCGGAGCCCCUCCAACUCUUCUGCUUCUGAUUCCAGCAGUGCAGACAGCGCCCGCUCCGCAUCCCCUGCCAACACGCCAAAUCAGGACGGUCAGCCAGCCUCUUCUUCCUCCUCCUCCCCUUCUGUCCCAGGAAAUUAUGAUGGGCUGAGGUAUCGCGGUAGCUUCCCCCAGUACAACCCUCAGAGCCCCCCUGGUGUCCCACAGUGGCCAGAUGGAGCCCAGGUCCCUAUACAGGGUGGCUUCCCUGCCAACGCACCCCCCCACCCCAUGUACAUGCCCAUGCAGAUGCUGUGGUGGCAGCAGAUGUACGCACGCCAUUACUACAUGCAAUACCAAGCAGCAGUAGCCGCCUCUCAGCCUCCCAGCGACUCCGCUCCCUCCUCCCCCCAGUCCGCCCCCCAACAGCCCGCUCAGCCCAAUGAAGCCGUGCAGCCCCCGCUGGGGCCCAACCCGGCCCCCAACCCUUUACCAGAGAACCAGCCGGCAAACCCCAACAUCCAGAUGAACGCGCAGGGCGGGGCGGUGUUAAACGAUGAUGAGCUGAACCGCGAUUGGCUGGACUGGUUGUAUACGGUGUCUCGUGCUGGCGUCCUACUCAGCAUUGUCUACUUCUACUCCUCUUUUAGCCGCUUCGUCAUGGUGGUCGGCGCCAUGAUUCUUGUCUACCUGCACCAGGCCGGUUGGUUCCCCUUCAGGCCAGAGCAACAGAACCUUAGAGGAGGAGAAAGGGCUGGCGCUCCUCAGGAGGAGGCAGAGAGACAUCAGGACAUACAGGAAAUGGAACGUCUGAUGGACGAGGGGAUGGAGGACGAUGACAGCGGUGAGGAAGGGGGCGGCGGCCCUGAGGACCAGGCCCAGGCUGCUGCUGCUGCUGCUGCUGCUGCUCUCCCUGAGCCAAGCUUCCUCACCACUGCGUGGUCCUUCGUCAGCACCUUCUUCACCUCACUCAUCCCCGAGGGACGGCCCCACCCGGCCAACUAGGUAGUCCCCCUACCUCUCAAAGCCCCUCUUCUUUCUGCCAGCAGGUAUCUCUCUACAGCAAUUCCCACCUUUAUCUUUUACUGUCCUAAAUCCCCAAUUUACCCCAAAGUAUCCGGUCAAAACUGGGCAAUACCCUUUUAUCCCAGACCGCUCGGCACAACCCCUGCCACUCGGUUACAAACCUCCUACAUGCUGCCAACAAACGGACUGAGAUUUAAAACGGUCUGCUCUGCAGAUUAAGAGCAGAUCCCAUGCGAGUUCCGUGGGGGUUUAGGGGAAUAAGUGAACAUUUAGAAAAGAAAAAAAUCACACUGUGUUAUUGGAAUAAAAGCUUCAGCAGCGAAAGUUUUUUUUUUUUUUUUUUUUUUUUCUCUUUCAUUUCAUUGGUGACUUCAUCGAGACAUGGUGAUGGCGAGAGACGCUGGAGGGAGCUGUCUUCCAUUUUAAGCAGUGAGGUCAUGCUUUUGAAACUUUUCAAACGAGGGACAUGACCCAGAUCACAAGGAAAAAAAAAAAAAAAUCAGGACUCUCCUUGAAAUGCCAGGGAGAUGUGUGUCCUUAAUAAACCACGAAAACCACAUCCCUGAAGACAUUUUCAUGUAUGCACUCAAUGUGCAUAUAGACAUUGCAGCUACUGAAGCACAUUGUUUUCCCACUUUGUGUAUUUACACAUGUAAUUUUCACAUGUAAGUAUAUGCAUCUUUAUUUCCUGAAUAUAUGCUUUUUUUGAAUAAAAAUCUUGCUGCAGUU
Xiphias gladius (swordfish) is the source of this 2393-nucleotide messenger RNA. RefSeq names its product HERPUD family member 2 (gene herpud2). Gene Ontology annotation, biological process: endoplasmic reticulum unfolded protein response. Bases 372 to 1643 code for a protein of 423 amino acids. NCBI's taxonomy places the organism in Eukaryota, Metazoa, Chordata, Actinopteri, Istiophoriformes, Xiphiidae. Gene Ontology annotation, molecular function: protein binding. The record is from RefSeq and is a predicted model, not a curated record. The transcript has 9 exons.